AUGGGUAUCCCAGGAAGCCGUUUCGCGGACCAGGCCAGCGCCCUGGAUGACGAAUAUGCCCUUGUUCUGGACUCAGAACAGCACGUCCACCAUUAUCCAGGACCUGAAGGAGAAGUAGACUUCGAGUCUGCCGACAACUGGCUGGACCUCCAAAUUGUCCAGUGGCGGGAACAACGCCCAACUCUGGUUCUUAAGAUGGGCCCUGCAUCUUCGGAUGCUCAAUUCACAGACCAUCUGGACCAGUCGACCGAUACCCUACAGUUUGUUUUCAAACUGCCGGCCGAGUACCCAGGAGGCCGUGUGGGGUUGCUCCACAACAUUCGGGACCUGCUCGACAGUCAAAACCCUUUUGGCAUUGUGGAACACAUGUCGGGCAGAGGGAGACAAGCAGUGUCCUCGGAGUUCUGGGGACUAAGAGCCUUCGGCUGCAAAGCUGGCUGUGCACAGCUCUCGUCCCAGUACUUCUUCAAGUUCCGGGUAAGCACAGGAGAGGCGGCACUCCUGGUGGUCAACAAAAAUGCCGACGGGCUCAAGUCUGCCGUGGGUCAGCAACGACCGCUGCAGCAACAGCUGGCUUUCAUGCAGCUGAUCACGCUGCCUGUUCGGAUUUGGAUGUGCAUUCAGUACCGCCAGCGCCCGCAAUCCCCGGAUGUCAGUCAACGGCGCGCACCUCAGGUCAACCAACCUGGUGCCGCAACCAUCCGCGACGCAUCUUCUCUUAGUACCUAUGAUGGAUCGUCAUCAGGUAUCUCGGGUGAGCUCAAGAAACUCACCGAUGACACGACCCAGCAGGCUGCGCGUGAGACUGCUGGCGUCAAGUUCGAUGAGUCGGUCAUUGAAAAGCAACCAGGCCCCGACAGUCAGAGCCCGGAGCAGAGUGUGGUCUUGCCCAGUGAAGGGAAGACAGAGGAGAAGAAGGGAAUGUCAAAGAAGCCGCUUGACAAGUCCGAGUCGACGGCUGAGAACUUGCCUGUGGGAAAAGCGAGAAAGAAGAAGAAGAAGAACAAACGGCAAAGGCUGAAUCUGAAAAAGAGGAAAGCUCUCGCCAAGGCAGCAGAAGGAGUGCACGCAGAUGCACAGCCGCAACAACAGCAACCAAACGACGAACAGUCAGCGUUCACAGCGAGCGCCGCAGCUGGUCAAUACCUCGUCGUUGGGAAUCUCACCCUCCUUGAGGUCGAAUUGCGGUCCCCAACAUCUGCCACUGCCUCCUUCGGGACUGCGCGUUCACCAUCUCUCUCUCGGAUUUCCAUAAGUUCUCGAAAUUUCCAUACACCCCCUCUGUCCUUCGCUGGGGAGUCUGUUGAAGAAGAUCUUCCAGAAAUGAUCUCCCCGGAGACCAUAACUGGCGCUCGCCGAGAGUCUGAUGAGCGGCGGUCGGCUGCAGCAGCGAACCCCGCAAAUGCCACCACCCAUCCUCCAGAAAUUUCCCCGCGUUCAGAGCGCGAAUCUCCUAUUCCAACUUCCAAGGUCGGGCCGGUAGUUGGGUCACUUUCUGAGCCGCAAGCUGUCAGGGGCAAGUGGAAGAAACGUCAGAAGUGGAUUCCGAUGAAGCUAAACAGCGGCCAAGACCCGGUGAAGACGGAGGAGGAUGGACUGGACGACACAAGUGCAGCAACAGCUCAUGUCAAAGCUCGUCAGCAAGUGGUUGCGCCGCAGGACGUGUCUGGUAUCACUUACCAGCCCCUGCACCCUCGCGCUGAACCCUCGUCCCGCCCUGCGACUCGUUAUCAGUCGCCCAUGAAGGGCCAGGAACAACAACGAGCUGGCGACAUCACGACCAUGGCUGAAGCCCUCCAAUCGCUUGAUCUUGACAAUUCAUCCACUGCAUCUGCAGGGGUUCCAUCAAGCAUCUCGGGAUCAGUGCCUCCGCGAUCUACCAGUCGUCAAUCGCUGGUUACCAGUCCGGAGUCAGCUGAAUUCCGGCCAUCGUCAUUUGCUGUCGUGUCCGCAAGCCACCCAAGGAGAAACAAAUUCUCGCCGGCUGCCAAAUCAACCCUGACGCCCGGGUUACCUCCCAGACCCGUGGUAACAGUUGAUCGCCCGACCCGGCGAGGUGCACGCAGAGGUGCACCACCGACCCAUGCUCACCCGGCCAAGAUGCCCGGUUCCAAUGCCACGGUACCAGCUGGGCGCAAACCAGGCGGUGGAUUCGUUUCUGGUGCUAACCCAGCCAUGACGCCCGGUCCUAUGAUGUCUGCGGCACCAGCGGGACCCCAUGGGGGCUUUGCUCCAUCUCCCAUUGUAGCACCUAGCUACGGUGCCCACCAACAAAAACCUUCUCAAAGGCACCAGGCGUCCACACCAGCCGGAUCGCUCCAUGAAGGGAAUCCUGCAACAAGCACCGACCUUUAUGGGAGCAGUGACCCUCAGACGUCCGGUGGAGGUGCUUACCCAACGCCUCCGACAAUGAUGGCUCCGGGCCCUGCCAGCGCGCCUGGAAAUGAUGUGUGCGCAAUGGAGGGGUGUGAAAAGCAAUGCUGCCUAUGGGACUCUCAAUCCGUCAUCUGCCCGUUCUGUGGACCUUACUCGCGCGUCAUAUACUGCGGGAAGGAACACUUACGGGAAGAUGCUCUGGCCCACUGGCUGUACUGCAGACAGGCACCGAUGGAACACUACUGUGUUGAGAAUUCGGUACCCCCGGACGUCCUAGUCGGUGCCCCCGCAAUCCCGUGCAAGAAUGGCUGGGAUAGCCCCGAGCGUCAUCGACAAGCAGUGUGGUUCAGUACGGCCCGUCGCGAAGGUGAAUACUUCAUCUUUGCCGACUGGGAAGACAGCAGUUCCGCCGGUACGACGCCGGUUUUUGGGGAUGGACGGUGCUCAACUCGUGUGAAUGUGAUCGUGCGCUUUGACGAUCCAAUUGAGAAGGACCGUUUCCGACGGAUCCUUGCAGUGUGUUUGCUGGAAUCAGUUGAGGUCCAGCCACUGGUUGCGUACAUGUUCCGUUUACUGCGGGACAAGCUCCAAUCCACCAACCAGUGGUCGUCUCGACUGGACCUGCAAGUUCGGUACCAGCUCAAUUUGGAGCUUGGUGUUUCCCUUGACCCGAACCUGCUGGGCAACCGACACGCUUGCGAGACCGAAUGGAACGGGGUUCAAUGGUUCGAAGGCUUGGUCUUCAACGAAGAAUGCAAUCAUUGGAUUCUUCGAGCGUCUCGAACCACCCAUCCAGACGUCAAGAAGGUGCACGCCCGGACACGUGGAGAGGGAUUCGACGUCGUCGAGGAGGAACAACGCCUCUUCCGGCGUGGCGAGGGUUGGGAUGGGGCUGGGACAGGUCCCAUGGAGAUGGAAGGUCCAGAGAUGUGCUAA
Messenger RNA from Penicillium subrubescens, 3312 nucleotides. RefSeq lists its product as uncharacterized. Lineage: Eukaryota; Fungi; Ascomycota; Eurotiomycetes; Eurotiales; Aspergillaceae. The coding region runs from base 1 to 3312 and encodes 1103 amino acids. The record is from RefSeq and is a predicted model, not a curated record. The transcript is spliced from 7 exons.